Oncorhynchus tshawytscha (Chinook salmon) is the source of this 2979-nucleotide messenger RNA. RefSeq lists its product as uncharacterized. The transcript has 3 exons. The record is from RefSeq and is a predicted model, not a curated record. NCBI's taxonomy places the organism in Eukaryota, Metazoa, Chordata, Actinopteri, Salmoniformes, Salmonidae. Bases 140 to 823 code for a protein of 227 amino acids.
CGUACAGUCAUGACAACAGGUUUCUAUAAAAGCGUUGUCUUGUUUGAGCCAAACAUCUUUUCUUUUCUAAAUCUGACAUUUGAGUGACACUGUCAACUUGCUUUGCUCAGGCUCAUCCUGUGACUUGACCAGUUUUCAGAUGGAUUUCUACACCAGCAACAGACGUGCCACACUUGCUCUUCUGGAGAUGGUCGAUUUCAUCGAUGAUCUGAUGGAUGCUCUGCUCGAUGAUCGGAUGGGUGUUCAGACCGAAGCUCUGAUCCAUGCUCUGAUCCAUGCUGGGCUCAAUGUUCUGGGCAAUGUUUGGAUCGGUUUUGGGAAACCUGCUCUGAUCGAUGAUCUGAUCGUUGCUCUGAUCAAUUUUCAGACGGAUGAUCUGAUGCAUACUCUGAUUGAAGCUCUGAUCAAUUUUCGUAUUGAAGCUUCGAUCUGUGCUGCUCCGAUCUAUACUUUCCCCACUCUGCGCUCAACGUUCCUUUGUAUCUUCGAUCAGCCACCCAAAAAUACUCUUCAGCUCUUCUUCUCCGCCAUGCCAUCUGAUCCAGGCCAGAAGCAAUGGGUAGACAAGGGCAGAUGCUUGGUGCGACCACAAAAAGACCAAAUUGCUACUACUCCUCCUCCGGAUGUGUGGUUUUCAGCCUCCCCUUGGGGCGAGGGCUAUAACAAGGACCAGGACCAGGACUAUAACCAGGACCAGGACUAUAACAAGGACCAGGACCAGGACUAUAACAAGGACCAGGACCAAGGUAGCGGAUGGAGAACACAUGGACCAUAUGGAGACCUAUGUGCCAUCGCUGCCCUCCUGUUUCUUGGUUGUCAGUAGUUAACAUAGCCACACAAAGUCAAAACUGGCUAAAAUGUAAACAUUUAUAAAGACAAAAAUGUGCUUUUUGGUCUUAAUUUAAAGUUAGGGUUAGGCAUAAGGUUAUCAGUGUGGUUAAGGUUAGGGUUAAAAUCACAUUUUAAGAAGAUAAACUGUAGAAAUAGGUGGGGUUUUGACUUUGUGGCUGUGGUAACUGGUGACGAGCGAUAGCACCAACCCCCAAGGGAGAUUAGCUGACGUCAUGGAGUCAACUAAUGGGUAUCUUAAUAAAAAGUUCACUCUGUUGUCUUUUUCGCUCUCUCCAUAUAUUUUUCUGUGGUUCUCUCUCUUGCGGAUUACCUUCAUUUUGAUGUGAGGUGAAGCGAUGAAGACUGAUAAAAGAGUCUACGUUUACUCCCCUUCAUGCAUCCAAGACUUAACAAGCGCCCACUUACUAACAUUACACAAUUCAGCUUUGCUUUGACAUCCGCUAUCAGAUCCAUGAAGGGGAGUGAACAGGGACAGGAGAGAACAUCUUCCUGGAAUGAAACAGGUUGAGUUUAAAGUGUGACCAUGUUAUUUUGUAAAUAUAUUGUAUAGAGUAUUGUAGUUCAGAAUAUCUCUACUCCUGUCAGGUCAGUCUAUUUUUGAUUGCUACUGGUGACCCUGUAACCCGGUACUAUCCUGUGUCAGUAAUUUGAGAUAUAUAUGGUUAAAUUAAAAAAGAUUUGUAAUAUUGAUAUUGUGCGUGACAGAAAAAUGUCCUUUAGAGUGGAACUUGAGGCAGCAGAUGUUUCUGACUCUGAGCAGGCGCCAAAGAUUUUGUACAAACUCAAACGUAGGAAAAGCAUGGAUGAGCCUAUAUUUUUUAGCUCAGAAACAGAGAUCUACAUAAGUAAAGAUGCAGAUUAUCAGACAUUGAGAGUUAAAAACAAUGGCAUAGACUCUUCUCAACGCAAACGUAGGAAUAGCUUAAAUAUUCCACCAGAUUUUUGAGCAGUGCUGUAACAUGCACACUGCAACAUAUACAUGCUUUAUGUAUACUUCCGAGAUACAUAGUCACACUUUAAACCAAGUAUACUGUAUCUAAUAAAGCCUUCAUGACACCUUCAUAAUGUCCUACAUAGAGGCUACACAAAUCAUUUGAAAUCAAAUGUCAUGCUGCAAGAAAAGGUGAUGUAACAGGUCCUUUGUUAUAGUCCCUCCCCAAAUGUAUAACCCCAAAAAGGUUGAGACAACAUGUUCUAAGUCGCCGAUGAUGCAAAUGUUACAUCAGGUCUUAGGCCUGAAAGAGACCGUUGUUUUAGUCUAUUUCUGACUCACCUAGGGUGUUUUUAAGUAUAUUAGCUUAAAGGGCAUCUCCAACACUUUUUAACCUCAUUCUCAUUAUGUCCAGCACAAUACCAGUGUCAACAUAUGUGAAAAUGGCACAUUUGUGUGUUUUGUAGAAAAAUGAUUUAAAAAGACAUCAAAAGUUGAAACAUUUAAAAAUCUGUGAUUUUCAAGGUAACCUGGGAAGCAAGAUAAUACUCUCCCUUGGGCUAGAAACUUGUUGAAGAUUUUGAAAAUCACUUUUAAUCCUAACCUCUGCAUUUUUAAGGACCUUGUCUUUUAAACCACAGAUCAUAGAAAUGCCCUGUUUUCACAUAUUUAGACACUGUUUUUUCUUGGAGUUGAUGAACAUAAGGUUGAGAAAUAGCAGAAUUGCUCUUUAACAUUGUUCAGAAAAUCCUGGAAUGCAUUGAAAAUGUAUCAUUCAAAAGCACAUUGCUUUUGAACCAGCUAACAAAUUGUUAAUUGUUUAGAUGAAUCAACAACACCCUAGAUAAGUAAGAACUGUCCCUUCAACAGAUUAUUUAUAUAUUUUUAAAUAUAUUUAUAUUUGUUUGAUGUAAUUUGCAUGUAUAUAUGGUUUACUUGAAUUCAAGUGACUGUCAGAUCACAAUUAACAUUGCAUGGAGCAUGAGUUAUACACGAAGGAGGUAGACAGAAGGACGGCAUACUAACCAUUUCCUCUUCAUUGCUCUGUAGAAAAUGUGCCCUACAUCAAAAACUGUUUGUCACCCUUGAUAGAGUAUAAGGUUAAACUACUGUCAUACUAACAUCGAUUAUUGCUCCUAUGUUUUAAAUGUAUAUAUCUUUUGUAUUUGUAAUGUUAAUAAAAAUCUGCUAUUUUA